This is a messenger RNA of Chenopodium quinoa (quinoa), 2156 nucleotides long. Its product is annotated as protein trichome berefringence-like 7. Gene Ontology annotation, cellular component: Golgi apparatus. NCBI's taxonomy places the organism in Eukaryota, Viridiplantae, Streptophyta, Magnoliopsida, Caryophyllales, Amaranthaceae. The record is from RefSeq and is a predicted model, not a curated record. The transcript has 4 exons. The coding region runs from base 334 to 1701 and encodes 455 amino acids. Gene Ontology annotation, molecular function: O-acetyltransferase activity.
GUAAACUGUUGUUGAAAAUCACCGACUACAAUUUUAAUAUCAAAUUCUGAAACCACCAAACUAUAAACACUAAAAUAGUCAACAGUUAACACCAACAACAUAGGAGGUUGUCUACUGUCUUCUUACUACUUUAAACUCCAUCUUCCUUCUUCUCUACACUAACUCUCUAACCCACUCAGUACUACUACCAACAAAGUGGUUGCCAUUUUAUCAAGAAACAUUGUAAUUGUAAGAUCUCUGCUUUUUUCUACACUCAUACUUACUCAAUUCUUUCAAUCAAAUUCAUUUUCUUCUGAUUUAUAUACCAAGUUAUUACAAAUUCUGCAACUUUUAAUGGAUUAUGAAGUUGUAUUUCUGGGUUCACUUACAUUGAUUUAUUUACUUGCUUUAUUGUACUGGGUAUUCCUUAAAGAUUUGAUUAAUGGUCUUAAUUUGAGUUCAUUUGGUCAAUUUAAGAAAUUUUACACUAGGGUUUCUAGUUUUGGGGAUUUAAAUUUAGUGGGUAAUAAUGGUAAAAACUCAGGUAUAAGAUCUGUUAAUGGGGUUUUAGCAACUGGGUGUUUGUUGAUUUUCUUUCUAAUUUUAGGUUUUGCAUAUUGGUUACUUUCUAGUGAUUUGCAGCCUAAUUCAUUGGAUCAGGGUUUUAGUAUUCCUGGUCCUAAUGAUGCAAAAGGGCAAUGUAAUUUGUUUGAUGGGAAAUGGGUUCCUGAUGAUAGUUAUCCUUUGUACAAUGCAUCUGAUUGCCCGUUUGCUGAGGUCGGGUUUAAUUGCUUGGCAAAUGGGAGAAGAGAUAGUGAUUAUAUGAAAUGGAGGUGGAAGCCUAAGGAUUGUGAUCUUCCUAGGUUUGAUGUGCAAGCUUUAUUGAAUUAUCUUCGAGGGAAGCGGGUCGUGUUUGUGGGUGAUUCAUUGACUAGAACACAAUGGGAGUCUUUUAUUUGUAUGCUUAUGUCUGGGGUUGAAGAUAAACGAUUUGUGUACGAAGUUAAUCAGAAUCCAAUUUCGAAGAAGAUUAGGUUUUUGAAUGUGAGGUUUGAUUCUUAUGACUUCACGGUCGAGUUUUACCGGUCUGUUUUCCUGUCCUGGCUUACUACUCCACCGAAACGUGCUCCCAAGAGAGUUAAGUGGACUAUCAGACUUGACAAGAUGGAUAAUGCUAAUGAAGAAUGGAUUGAUUCUGAUGUCCUGAUAUUCAAUACCGGGCACUGGUGGACGAAGACUAAGCUUUUUGAAACGGGUACCUAUUUUCAGGUUGGUAAAUCUCUGAAACUGGGAAUGCCAGUAAGUAAAGCUCUGACCAGGGCUCUUGAAACCUGGGCAUCAUGGGUUGAAUCGAGGAUCAAUCAUAAUAGGACCCAUGUAUUCUUUCGCACUUUUGAAGCUUCUCACUGGAGUGGUCGAAAUCGUAAUGCAUGCAAGGUGACUCGAAGACCGAUGUUGACAACUAAGGGUAGGGACAAAAGCCCUAUUUCAGAUAUGAUAUUGAGGGUUAUCAAGAGUAUGUCAGCACCUGUUACGCCUCUGCAUGUCACUCCCAUGGGAGCCUAUCGCAGUGAUGCACAUGUGGGCAGAUGGAGUGACAACCCAUCAGUACCAGAUUGUAGUCACUGGUGCCUGCCUGGUUUGCCAGAUAUGUGGAAUGAAAUCGUUUUUACAUACCUUCUGCACAAAGAUCAAAUCACCCAACAACAAACUGCAAAAUGAAGUUUUGUAUUAUUACAAAUUAUGAGACAAAGAGGUGCAACCAUGCAAGUGAGGAUAAAUAUACAUGUAUCAACGUGUUUAGAAAGUUGGAACUUUGACCUGUAAAGUUUCGUUCAGUCAUUAACAGUUGAUGUCAUUGGCAUCACUCAUCAUCAGGCAUCUAAACUAGAAUUGAAUGUGAGAUAGAAUCAUAGAUGCUAGGAGCCCACUCAUCCUCUGCAGAUUGUUGUAUGUAUUCUUGCUGUAUCUGCUGUAUGUUUGUAAAUUCUCAGUGGAUAUUCCUGAAAAUUCGUUCAUCUGUGCAUUGUUUGAAGUCCUCUGUCCAUAUCAACUUGGUUAUAUACCUAAGAAUUCAAGAUUUUUUGUACACAUUAUCGAAUUAUUGUUGAACAUUUUUGCCCGGGAGAGGUACUUUUCACAAGAGCUAUAUAUAUACGGUUGUUGUCUUGCUGAAA